Molecule: messenger RNA, 1873 nt
Organism: Oncorhynchus masou masou (cherry salmon)
Lineage: Eukaryota; Metazoa; Chordata; Actinopteri; Salmoniformes; Salmonidae
Product: sodium- and chloride-dependent GABA transporter 2-like
Exons: 14
Coding region: 77-1804 (575 amino acids)
Biological process (GO): sodium ion transmembrane transport
Cellular component (GO): plasma membrane
Molecular function (GO): gamma-aminobutyric acid:sodium:chloride symporter activity
Source: RefSeq, a predicted model, not a curated record
ACGAGAGUUCCAGUAUAUUCUGAAUAGCGAACACCAAGUUAGAGAUCAGUGGAUACUACAGGACAAAAAAAAGAGAAUGAACGUGGAGACUCAGGAAGGGAAGAGGGAACAGUGGAGCUCUAAAACAGAGUUCCUUCUCACAGUUUGUGGUAACGUGGUCGGCCUGGGAAAUGUAUGGAGGUUCCCCUAUCUCUGCUAUAAGAACGGUGGAGGUGCCUUCCUUGUGCCCUACCUGCUGUACGUUGGGCUAUGUGGUCUUCCUCUGUUCCUUCUCGAGACAUCAAUUGGUCAGUACACCCAACAGGGCAUUGUCACAUGCUGGAAGAGCUUAUGUCCGCUUGCUGAAGGUGUUGGCAGGGCAGAGCUUCUCAUCCUGAUCUAUGACUCUAUCAUUUACCUCGUGAUCCUGGCCUGGACUCUCUUCUACCUGGUGUUCUCUUUCAGUUCUCAGCUACCCUGGGCCAGCUGUGGUAACACCUGGAACACAGAUCAAUGUGUGGAUUUCACUUCACUAAACCAUACUGCCAACUGUACCUCCAAAAUCACCACUACUUCUGCUGCCACUGAGUUCUGGGAGCGUCGUCUGUUGGCUAUCUCUGGAGGCAUUGAAGAGGUAGGCAGUGUAAGAUGGGAGCUGAUGCUCUGUCUCCUCGCCUGUUGGGCUGUCUGCUACUUCUGUAUCUGGAAAGGAAUCAGGUACUCAGGAAAGGUGGUGUAUUUCACUGCCACGUUUCCCUAUCUGAUGCUCUUGGUGUUGCUGUUGAGAGGGUUGACUUUACCUGGAGCUUGGGAGGGGAUUCAGUUCUACCUGUAUCCAGACCCAGUCCGCCUUGCAGACCCCCAAGUCUGGAUGGAAGCAGGAACGCAGGUGUUCUUCUCCUACUGUAUUGGACGGGGAAGUCAAACUGUUUUGGGAAGCUUCAACAAAUACAACAAUAACUGCUACAUGGACAGCUUUUGGCUGUGUCUACUGAAUGGUUGUACCAGUUUUGUGGCUGGAUUUGCAGUCUUCUCGGUGCUGGGAUUCAUGGCACAGAAACAGGGUGUUUCUGUCGCGAUGGUGGCAGAGUCAGGUCCUGGUUUGGCAUUCAUCGCCUUCCCCCAGGCAGUAGCCAUGAUGCCGUUGCCACAGCUCUGGACGGUCUGCUUCUUCAUUAUGCUUCUUCUGCUGGGAAUUGACACACAGUUUGUCUUAAUGGAGGGAGUGAUAACGUCUUUCACAGACUUAUUUCCUGUUACACUGCGAAGGCCCAAAUAUCGAGAGGGCUUUGUGCUCCUCUUCUGUCUCUCCUGCUUCCUUAUACAGCUGACUCUGAUCACAGAGGGUGGGAUCUUUGUGUUCCAGCUCAUUGAUUACUACGGCUGCAGCGGAGCGUGUGUUCUCUUUGUGGCUGUGUUUGAGUCACUGGCAGUGGGAUGGAUCUUUGGGGCAGAUCACAUGGAGGAUGCCAUUAAGGACAUGACUGCACAGAGACCAUGUGUCCUCUUCAGACUGUGCUGGCGUUACUUCACCCCACUUGUGUCUCUGAGUUCCUUUAUUUUACACAUGGUGGACUAUAAACCUCUCAAGUUUAACCGCUGGUACACGUACCCAGACUGGGCCUAUGCACUGGGCUGGGCCAUGGCCCUCUCCUCCAUCCUCCUGGUGCCACUGUGGGGGAUUGGCAAGAUCUGCGUUGGCAAAGGCAGCCUCAGACAGCGCUUGGCUGUCCUUUGUCACCCCGAUGACGACCUCCCUCUAACCCGGCAGGGGAAAUGCCAAAACUCAGAACUGGAGACACUGCAAGAUAUUAAACCCAUAUGAGCUUCGUUUUGCUGGGCAUUAGCAGUGAUAUUGUUUGACAUCUUGUUUAUUAAAACUCACGCAGUGGCA